This is a messenger RNA of Exophiala oligosperma, 1565 nucleotides long. RefSeq lists its product as uncharacterized. Gene Ontology annotation, molecular function: deNEDDylase activity; cysteine-type peptidase activity. The coding region runs from base 287 to 1141 and encodes 284 amino acids. Lineage: Eukaryota; Fungi; Ascomycota; Eurotiomycetes; Chaetothyriales; Herpotrichiellaceae. The transcript has 7 exons. The record is from RefSeq and is a predicted model, not a curated record. Gene Ontology annotation, biological process: proteolysis.
GUUUUUCGACGAGGGCAAUGAAUCCUUUUUCUGUGUUAUGCUUGUUCCCGCUGGAUGAGCAUGUUAAUGACCCCUUGCGAUGACCCUAGAUGCUAGGUCGUUGUCUUGACUUCGGGUCAUUACAGAAGUGCAGUCUACUACAACCUCCCACCUGCGGUUGAAGGCGUAUACACACACUUGGCGACUGGCAUCACCACGGACGUCACACGAGUCCCCUCUGGCUUGCGAGUAGGGGUCUUUUUGGCUACGAAACACCCUGCACAAUCUCGACAAUUGACCCUCUAUAAUGCCAGACCUGCAUCCUUUUGGUGGUCGAAUGAGUCGGCAUUUUGGGAGAUCGCUGGCUCCAGAAGAUGCGUACUUGAGCUACUAUGAUAUACGACUGACGAGGGAAGACAUAUCUGUGCUAAAGAAUGACUGGUUGACAGACAAUGUCAUUGCGUUUUGGGAAGAAUAUCUGGAGCGCGAAUACCUCGUCAACUUCAAACACUCUCACAUCGUCCUCCUUCGCCCUACCAUGUCGUUUAUGCUCAUGCAAACACCCGAUCCACGGACGAUCAAGGUACGGUUGCGGCGACGGCGACGGCGACGACGAGUACGCGCUGACAUACGCACGCAGGACGCCCUCCCCGAUCUCACAAACAUAUCCCAUAUUUUCCUCCCCAUCAACGACAAUCACGCCGUUAACGUCGCAGAGGGCGGGACUCAUUGGUCGCUACUACUCGUCUCGAUUGUCGACGGGGUCGCCUUUCACUACGAUUCGAUGCCUCCUGGCAAUCAAAUCGAAGCACACCACGUCACUCAGAAGCUGUCGAGAUUGAUCAACAGACCUCUCAAGUUUAUCCAUCUACACGACAGUCCUUUGCAGGAUAAUUCCUCGGACUGCGGCGUGUUUGUCUGUCUCAACAUGAGACAUUUGUUGCUGAAGAGACUUCUCAUGGUGAGGACCGAUUCCAAGGUCAGCAUGAGUCUGGGUGGGAGAAAAGUGGAUGCGACCGCGGGUCGGAAAGAGAUGUUACGGAUCAUCGACGAGUUUAGAAGAGAGGGUGAGAGAAGAAGAUCAACGAGUAAUUCACCACAUCCCGGUAGGAAGUCGAAGAGUCCUCCAAGAAUAGAUUCACCUCGAAGUCGGGAAUGUUGAUGAAAGACGUAUUCCAAAAAGGCAAUUGAUGAUGAGAGAGAGAAACAUUAAUGUCUUUUUCUUUUGAUGACAUGACGUGGCAUGAUUGAUUCUUAUAUGUCAAAACAUGAAAUACUUUCCUUGUUCUCGGAGUCAAAGCACCUACUGUUCUUGAUGCAUUCGGAUUGUUUGAUUUUGGCUUCAGAGCAAAGGGAUGCUGGCCCCCCAUAGAAGGGAGUCCACUAUUGCUUUUUACGGAGUAACCCAAGACGAAAACCAAUUUGUAGGCACCGCAAUGCUGUCCCGACUCGGGAUACAUCAGACAGGAGGCUGCGGACAGAGUAUGGAGAGCGAAUAAAAGGCGGACGAGGUGUUUCAAUAUUUCCUUCCCUCUAUCAUGAUGGUCUGAUCCUUUCCAUGGCCAUGAAUCCACCUUGUACAUCAC